AAUGGGAAGUGUUGUAAAAGUGAAUACUGUGAGGAUUGGGUACCUAAAUAUAACAAAGAGAUUUGCUGCAAGAAGAAAAUCGACCCACCCGUCAUAUGCAAGAACUUUGAUGUUGACUGCAAGUACGGCUACGAGCUGCAAAAGAAUGAGAAAUGUUGCAACAGCGACUACUGUGAGGAUUGGGUACCUAAAUGUAACAAAGAUACUUGCUGCAAGAAGAAAAUCGACCCACCCGUCAAAUGCAAGAACUCUGAUGUUGACUGCGAGUACGGCUACGAGCUGCAGAAAAAUGAGAAGUGUUGUAACAGUGCUUUCUGUGAGGAUUGGGUACAGAAGUGCGACCAGAAAACCUGUUGCGAGAAGAAAGUAGAGCCCCCAACCAAGUGCAAGAACGCGGACAUCAAGUGCCACUACAACUAUAAACUGAUUAAGAAUCAGAAGUGUUGCGAAAACGACUACCGUGACUCUUCCUUGCCCAAGUGUGACAAGAAGACGUGCUGCGAGAAGAAGGGGAAAAAGCACAGUUACUAA
Messenger RNA from Sphaeroforma arctica JP610, 531 nucleotides. RefSeq lists its product as hypothetical. The annotation marks the transcript as partial. Lineage: Eukaryota; Ichthyosporea; Ichthyophonida. The record is from RefSeq and is a predicted model, not a curated record. The transcript has a single exon.